AGAAGCGAGGAGAGGACUUCAAGAGUGAAGCUGUAGACAAGACGGGGAAACCUCUGGAGUCAACACCCGUUGUCUAGUCAAACAACACAACCUUGACUCUCCACUACCCGUGUCAGACACACGUGCAAACGCGUGCAUGUGCACACACUUUGAACACAUUUCGAGCAAUCAUGUUUGAGGAGCAGGCGACCAAGGUUAAGAUCACUUCUGUGGUGAUUUUGGUGGGCAUGGCGACGAUGCUGGCGGCGGUGGUGACUGACCACUGGGCCGUGCUCAGCCCCGGGGUGGAGAAGCUCAACGCCACCUGCGAGGCGGCCCACUUUGGCCUCUGGAGGCUCUGCAAGAAGAUCAUCUUCAUCGUGGAGGAGGACCCUCAGGGCAAAGGCUGCGGUCCCAUCAGCUUACCUGGAGCACAAAACUGUUCCUACUUCAAACACUUUACCUCGGGGGAAGAAGCUGAAGUUUUUGAAGUGAAGACACAGAAAGAAUACAAUAUAUCAGCAGCAGCCAUCGCCAUCUUCAGCCUGUUCUUUAUGAUCCUGGGCACCAUCUGUGUCAUCUUCUCUUUCGGGAAGGGACGGGACUACCUGCUCCGGCCUGCUGGGAUGUUCUUUGCCUUCGCAGGUCUUUGCAUUAUCAUAUCUGUUGAGGUAAUGCGCCAGUCUGUCAAACGCAUGAUUGACAGUGAUGAGACCAUCUGGAUUGAAUACUACUACUCCUGGUCCUUCACCUGUGCCUGCGCCUCCUUCACUCUGCUCAUCCUCAGCGGAGGCGCCCUGCUCCUCAUCUCCAUGCCCCACAUGCCCCGUAACCCCUGGGAGACCUGCAUGGACGCCGAGCCGGACAUCUUAGAUUAGCCACAGGUGAUACAAUGCCUGAAAGCCUGGGUAAAACAGACAACAAAUACAUUAACACCUUUAGCCCUUUAACUGCAUAUACUAUCCCACAAAUGUAUCCUUAAUGCAAGUUGUUUUCUUAAGCAUAAUUAGUUAUUCCCACCUUCCUUGUCCAUUGAGUUUAGUUUAUGUUAGUAAAAUACUAUAACCAACUUGGAGAGACUUAUGAUAGCUAACCAGCCGUAACAAAAGGUUCACUUUAUCUUUACAGGGUAAAGCAGUGAUUACAUGACUUGUUUGGAGACCUAUUCCCUUUUCAUGUGUUUAAGACCCGAGGAAUGGUUGAGUAACAUCUGAGACUAAAGAGUCCUCUGCCAAGCAGAACCAAGACCAAACUGAUCUUUUUAUACAAAGUCCAUAUGUGCUUAUCAAUUGUUUCGGGCUUUGGUUUUGUUAUAUUAUGCCAAACAAACAAUGCCAUAGUGAUAGACAAUCAAAAUGUAAUGUUAAUGAUCAAUCCGAUCAGUCUUUUCUGUAGCUGUCUUUCAAAUGGAAGUACAAUUAAGUUCUGUUCAAUACUGGACGAUAUUAAUCUUAAAGAACACAGUAUGACAACAAGCAGGCCAGACAUGAUUAAACCUCCAUACCUUAAUUAUUCAAUACAAAAGACCAGGCAAGUUUGAGACAGAAAGACUGGUUCGAAACUGGUGUGCUAUUGAAAAGGAAACGCUUUGUUUUAAGUGCAGCAGUGGGUCAUUGUAAUGGGUUCUUCUCACUGCAACCUCUUGUUUUCUCAAAGGACUUUCUAAAAACAAUCUAUACCAUUGAUUGUCUAUAGAGGAACACUUGCCAGAUCUACAGCAGUGUUGAUCAGUCAUUUAUUUCAGGUCAGUGUCCAGGACCUCUGGUGUCUUAAGUCCAGGACCUCCAAUCCAUUAUCGUCUACAGCGUUUGCUAAACUGUAGGGUUAUGCUUUAAAUAUUGAUAACGGUUCUCUGCUUAAAAAAGAUUACAAAUAUACAAAGGAAGUUUGGAUAAUAAUUGACCAUUUGAUAAACAUUACCCAAUCCCAGCUAACACUAACUCAUAAUCAAUAAGUAAGAAACUUGCCACCUAACUGUGGGUUGUGAGGCAUAUCCUUUUCAUAAAAUAAAUCUUUAAUGUUUGGGGGGGGGUUUUAAUAACUUAAGUGUUUGUGGCAAUUGUAUUUUUCAUUUGCAAUUUUGUAUUAAAUUGUGUUACUUUUCUUCUGGGGCUUCAUAUGUGUGCUGCUUAAAUAUUUAAUUCAAAUUAAAACUGUUUAUGAAUAUGAAAUGAUAAUCUUUUCAUUUAAGGGUUGCCUUUGAUUUUAAAAUGGUACCUUAAAGCAUUAAGAUUUGAUCUAGUUGCAUAUAAUAAUGGACCUACAUUUUCGUUUAGGUAAAGUGCCAUGUAUAAACAUACCUUUUAAUGGUGCUUACAAUAUUAAGCUAUUAAAAUAAAAACAUGUAGUCGUAGCUAACUAGUUUGCUGUUAUAGGCACAGGGAUUUAGCUUAGGUUAGCUACGUGAUUUCAAGAGGACUCAUUAGUAACAGCUUAACUGCCAUCAAUGUAGUGUAAAUUAAGUGGGUUGUUAUUUUAAUACUACAAUUUAUCUUAGCUAAUAGUAAUGUAAUGUGUAUUUAGAGGCAUAUUCCAUACUUUCAAAACAUUAUCAAACAAUAAUUUUGCACCCCCUCUUCAGUAAAAUUAUUGCUGUAGAUAACUACCUUCUUGCUGUCAGAUGGAAAACUCCUUCAGGUGGACAGACUGUUUUCUGUUUAAAAAAUGACCUUUCUUAAUUAUAAUACAAUCAAUGCAGACACAUAAAUCUGACUGUAUUCAUUUUUAUUUGGUUCUUUUUUGCCAUAGAUUUCAGACAAAGGUCUUUUAUUGUUAGCACAACAUCGAUUCACGUCUGACAUUUUGUAUUGAGUCACUCAAGAGACCGUGGAGUCAUUCAGCCGGUGUAGUUAAAUAAAAGACUCCUUAAUGACUUUGUUUCACAAGGAACACAACAAGAAAUGAUUACGUUCAGCUCUGAGUUCCUUUUAAGAGGAACAUUUCUUCUGUCUGCAAUCACAACGUUACUUUGUUAAAGGUUUGUAUUUUAGAUUUGUUUGACUGUUAUAAAACCUUGACAUAAACACUGCCAUCACAUUGAGCUGGACAGGAAGCAGCUGUUGUUGUUGUUGUUGUUGUUGACUGUCUAUAAUUUGAAAUCACAAGCUAAAACAAUGAGAGAUAUUUAAUGCAAUAUAUACAAUAAAUCUUUAGUAGUUUAACACAGAGUUGUCUUAUUCUUGUACUUCAUUCUAGAUGUGCAAAUAUUCCAAUUAAGUAUAGUAUGUCAAUGGUAAGAAGGUACAAAGGUAAAUAAUUAUGAUGAAUUAUGAAUUAUUUUCCAUAUACGUUGAUGGUCUCUAUCAAUGUGCAUUCUGCCCAUUCUCCUUUGACAGUCAUGUAAAUCCCAUAAAUGUGGAAAUGAUUUUAAAACAUGAAAUAAAGCAAGAUAAUCUUCCAUAUGUUUACAUUCACAUACUAACAGGUAGAGUCAAUGGUUUAGCAUUUAUUCAGGAAAUAAAAAUGGGAUUUUUAGUCUUUUCUUUACUGGGAAUUCAAGCAUCCUAGUGUCCCUUUUGUCCAGGAUCCUCUACACCAGAAACUGUUGUUGAAUUGAGAGUAAAACCUUUUGGAAAUGCUUCAGAGACCUUACACAGUGCAGGUCAUGCAGGUUCUUUUCAGGGGCGGAUGUAAUAGAUGCACAAAACUCCCUAAAUAAUUCAUGAGACCUUUAGCCUAGCAACGAGAGCAGAGCACACUCUUUUUACUCUCUGCCGCCUACAUCGGUUUUGAUAUCUGGAACUCUCUUUUUGGUUUUAUUUUAUACUGUUUGCUCGAAC
This is a messenger RNA of Eleginops maclovinus (Patagonian blennie), 3758 nucleotides long. RefSeq names its product calcium channel, voltage-dependent, gamma subunit 1b (gene cacng1b). The record is from RefSeq and is a predicted model, not a curated record. Gene Ontology annotation, molecular function: calcium channel regulator activity; voltage-gated calcium channel activity. The coding region runs from base 171 to 857 and encodes 228 amino acids. Lineage: Eukaryota; Metazoa; Chordata; Actinopteri; Perciformes; Eleginopidae. Gene Ontology annotation, biological process: regulation of calcium ion transmembrane transport via high voltage-gated calcium channel; calcium ion transmembrane transport. The transcript is spliced from 4 exons. Gene Ontology annotation, cellular component: membrane; L-type voltage-gated calcium channel complex.